AUGCAACCCCCCACCUCCUUCUCCGCGAUGAUCAAGCAGAUCGACGCCGUAGCAGAAGAUUUCACCCGUCUGCUGCCGCACCUCGACGCUGCCGAGGUGCUCCUCCCGACCGACCAGGUCCUCCAGCUGCACUGGGCCCUCGCUCGCCUCGCCUCGCUCGUCGCCGGCCCGCAGUCACGUCUCUUCGUCGAGAGCAUUGUCCGCGACGAGCGCACGCGCAAGGCCAUCCUGCAGCUCCUGUCCACCAACUACGUGCCUCUCCUCGACCGCCGCGUGCCCGACGUCGACGUCGUCCUCCGCGAGAACCUCAUCGUCAUAUUCGUCUUGAGGGGCAACUUCCACGGCAACGAUGGCGGCGAUGAUGAGGAAACAGACGAUGAUACAGAGGACGCGCAGAACGGCCGCAUCCUCACGCAGGCGCUGCGCAAGGCACACCCGGCUGCGCUCCUCGCGUGGUCGCUGUACUGCAGCCCAGGCACCUGGACGAGCAUGCGCAUCGGCUGCUUCUUUCCUGUGUUCGACCGCUUCCGGGAGCACUAUUCGUACGACAACUUGCCCGAGUACGCGCUGCCCGCGAUGAAGCGUGUCGCCACACAAUAUCCGCUGAGCGCGAAUGCCGACUUUCUUCGAUUUGUAGAGCGCAUUGUUGCGGAACGGGAGGCCCCGUGA
Molecule: messenger RNA, 669 nt
Organism: Cordyceps fumosorosea ARSEF 2679
Lineage: Eukaryota; Fungi; Ascomycota; Sordariomycetes; Hypocreales; Cordycipitaceae
Exons: 2
Coding region: 1-669 (222 amino acids)
Source: RefSeq, a predicted model, not a curated record